AUGUCUGAAGUCCACGGUGAUGCUGAGCCCGUUCCAACGGGCCCUGAGCAGCUGGAAUAUCCCCUGGCGCUGGCUCCUCGACAAGUAACUUUGCGGGACCGGGUGACUGUGGCAACGCUGAUGCCGUUCGCCUCAGCGGACGAUGUGCCCCGAUCGCUCCUCACGUAUCUCUCCGACCAAUUCAACAAAGAAAUUGAAAAGGGAGAUACCUAUGCCAUGACGGAGCCUAUACCGCUGGCCCAAUUUGGACGAUAUUGGUUCUCUAAUUUCGGCGUGGUUAUGCUGCUCGGCGACAUCCAGAGUGUUGAGCAGACACACUCCAUGGACCGAGCUGGAGCCAACUGGAUGAAGAUCUGCCUGGGUGGUUUCCAUAUUCGACCCAAUUACCCUGGUCGUAGUAGCCAUGUUUGUAACGGCACCUUUAUUGUCACGGACGCUGCUCGAAACAAGGGUGUAGGUAGGUUGAUGGGCGAAGCAUACCUUGAGUGGGCUCCCCGCCUAGGCUACACCUAUGCUGUCUUCAACUUGGUCUAUGAAACCAAUGUUGCUUCCUGUCGUCUAUGGGAUUCUUUAGGCUUCAAGCGGAUCGGAAGAGUUCCCGGCGGAGGCCAGCUCAAAUCGCAACCAGGAGAAUUCGUUGAUGCAAUCAUCUACGGCCGUGGCCUCAGUUUAGAUGGCGAGGAUUCGGUAUCACAAGACCGCUUUGAGAAGAUUCGAUAUUAUCUGAAGCACUCUAAAUACCCCCGGGGAGCAGAUCGAGCCGAGAAGAGUCGGCUUCGCAGUGCGGCUACUCAUUAUAAGCUAAUUGGCGGAGACAAUGGCGAACCCGAGAAACUGAUGCUAAAGGACAAAGAGGUUGUGUCUGAUCCACAGCAGCAAUAUGAAAUUGCCAGAGAAGUCCACCUGAAACAACAUGCGGGAAUUAACAAGACCACUGCUGCAAUUGCGGUCAAGUAUCACUGGGUGCGGAUCAAGGAGACCGUGAACAGAGUGAUUCGAGAUUGCCCACAGUGCAAGGAGACUCUCAAAGCGCCUCCAAUACCUGGUACCAGGGAUGAUGACAAGUCGACUUCAGUCGAGGCACCCGACUUGGAAGAAGAAGACACGAUGGACCACGAUGAAACCGAGACGUCUGAUGCUCCCACCAAUGUACCGACCGAAAUUCCGCAGGCCAUGGACGAAGCACCCGACCAGCCCCCCAGCCACAAUCCGUUUAUCAAUCCUCCCGGGUCUGCAAAUGUCCCCACAGCCGUUCAUUCCAUGGCCAGCUUCAACCCAAUGCCUCUGGACCCUCAGAUCAUGCAGCUGCAACAACAGCUGCGGCGCUACCAACAGCAGAACGCCAUGGCUGGCGCAUUUGCUCCGGGCCCUCACAAUAUGAACAUGUCCAACUUUGAUGACGCCAUGCGUUACCACACCGCGAGCAAUGCCUACCAGAUGAUGGUGGACGAUGGCUCUGAUCCCUUCCGACAAGAGGUGCUUGGGUUGAUGAACCCAUCGUCACACCAGGACUUACAGCAUGAUGCCGAGUUGCUCGCUAAAUAUGAGUAUGGCAGCCCAUCGGACGGGAAUUAUGACUUUACCUGA
Molecule: messenger RNA, 1587 nt
Organism: Penicillium canariense
Lineage: Eukaryota; Fungi; Ascomycota; Eurotiomycetes; Eurotiales; Aspergillaceae
Product: putative histone acetyltransferase Spt10
Exons: 2
Coding region: 1-1587 (528 amino acids)
Molecular function (GO): acyltransferase activity, transferring groups other than amino-acyl groups
Source: RefSeq, a predicted model, not a curated record